AUGUUGGAGGACAUUUUUCAAUCCCUCACUUCAGUCUCACUGUUUGGGGCCUUUAUUGCUCUCUUUGUCUUCCACCUUUUGUAUUCAAACUUAAAUUUUCAGGAAAAACGUGAUCCUCCAGGACCCAUACGUGUUCCUGUGUUGGGUAACCUGCUUCAAAUUGAUCUGAACAGACUUGACCAAAGUCUUUUUGAUCUGUCCAAAAAAUAUGGAUCAGUUUUCCAAGUCUACUUUGGACCACAGAAAGUGGUGGUUUUGGCAGGUUACAGGACAGUCAAACAGGCUAUGGUGAACCACGCUGAUGAGUUUGGAAACAGAGAAAUCACUCCACUCUUCUAUGAUUUAAACCAGGGGCAUGGUGUUUUGUUCUCCAAUGGCGAUUCGUGGAAAGAAAUGAGGCGUUUUGCUCUGACAACUCUAAGAGAUAUUGGGAUGGGCAGAAAGAUGAGUGAAGAGACAAUUAUUGCAGAAAGUGGUUAUCUCAAGAAAGAGUUUGAACAAUUUGAAGGUGAAGCCUUCGACACUCUGGCUAUCAAUUAUGCUUCUGCAAAUGUGAUAUCAGCGCUGUUGUUUGGAAAAAGAUUUGAAUAUAAUGAUCAGAUCCUCCAAAAUAUAGUGCAGAUUGAUCGGGAGAAUAUUCAUUUGACAGGAUCGGCUUCUGUCAUGAUUUACAAUCUAUAUCCAUGGCUGGGCCCUUUCUGUCAAAACUGGAAGGAUUUGAUGAAGAACAAUGAAAAUGGUGUUGCAGACCUAAGGAUGUUAAUUGCAGAUCUGAAAGAAACUUUCGACCCGAAGGUUUGCAGAUGCUUUGUGGAUGCAUUUCUGAUUCGUAAGCAAUAUUUGAAAGAUGAUGUCAGAAACUCCCACUAUCAUGAUGACAACCUGCUGCACACUGUAGAUAAUUUGCUCACAGCUGGUACAGAUACCACAGCAGUUACACUAACGUGGUGUCUCCUGUACAUGGCCAAGUUUCUUCAUAUACAAGAUCGUGUCCAGGAGGAGCUGAGCAGGGUGAUUGGAAGCCGACAGAUUCGAACUGAGGACAGAAAGGACUUGCCGUACACUGACGCAGUUAUCCACGAGUCACAGAGAUUUGCAAACAUUGCCCCCACGGCCCUUCCUCACAGAACAACAAAAGAUCUCACCUUCCAAGGCUAUGUCAUUAAAGAGGGAACCACAGUAGUUCCUCUCCUUACUUCUGUCCUGUAUGAUGAGAGUGAAUGGGAGAGUCCUUACACUUUCAACCCUUUCCAUUUCCUGAAUAAGGAGGGUAAAUUCAUCCGGAGAGAUGCCUUUAUGGCUUUUAAUGGAGGCCGUAGGGCAUGUCUUGGAGAGAGUCUGGCAAGAAUGGAGCUCUUCCUGUUCUUUACUUCCCUCCUUCAACAUUUUCGUUUCACCCCCCCACCUGGAGUUUCAGUGGAUGAAGUGGAUCUGGAUCCACUUGUAGGUUUGACCCUCGCUCCUAAACCUCAGCAGUUCUGUGCUGUCCGACGCCUCUGA
Messenger RNA from Nematolebias whitei (Rio pearlfish), 1500 nucleotides. Its product is annotated as cytochrome P450 2K1. Gene Ontology annotation, cellular component: cytoplasm; intracellular membrane-bounded organelle. The transcript has 9 exons. Gene Ontology annotation, molecular function: iron ion binding; oxidoreductase activity, acting on paired donors, with incorporation or reduction of molecular oxygen, reduced flavin or flavoprotein as one donor, and incorporation of one atom of oxygen; heme binding. The coding region runs from base 1 to 1500 and encodes 499 amino acids. The record is from RefSeq and is a predicted model, not a curated record. Gene Ontology annotation, biological process: xenobiotic metabolic process. Lineage: Eukaryota; Metazoa; Chordata; Actinopteri; Cyprinodontiformes; Rivulidae.